AUGGGGCGUGGACGAGCAGGGAAAAGUUCCUGCGGAUUUCGAAGGCGGGACGGGGAGGGGAGCCGGGGGCCCAGCCCUGCAGGAAAGCGGGUUCCAGUCCUGGCCGAGAGUGCGGGCACCAAGCGGACAGACCUGGACCCCCCGACCCCCAACCGCUGCCGGGCCAUGGUGGUGAGCUGCCUCAGCACCGCUGUUCUGUCUGGCCACUACGUGGGCUUCUCCAUGGUGUCUCUGCUCCUGGAGUUGAACUCUGCCUGCUUGCACCUGCGGAAGCUGCUGUUGCUCUCUCGCCGGGCCCCGUCCCUGGCCUUUAGCGUGACCAGCUGGGCCUCCUUGGCCACCCUGGCCCUCUUCCGCCUGGUCCCGCUGGGGUGGAUGAGUCUGUGGCUAUUCCGGCAGCGCCACCAGGUUCCUCUUGCUCUGGUCACCCUGGGUGGAAUUGGGCUGGUCACUGUGGGCGUCAUGAGCAUCAUAUUAGGGAUCCGCAUUCUGGUCAAUGAUGUCCUGCAGUCUCGAACCCAUCCACCCAGCCCUGGGCACGAGAAAACCAGGGGGACCAGGACACAUCAUAACGAUGGACCUGUCACCAGGGACAAUUCCACUCACAGCCUGAAAGACUAG
Mandrillus leucophaeus (drill) is the source of this 621-nucleotide messenger RNA. RefSeq names its product TLC domain containing 2 (gene TLCD2). Gene Ontology annotation, cellular component: plasma membrane. The record is from RefSeq and is a predicted model, not a curated record. The transcript is spliced from 2 exons. NCBI's taxonomy places the organism in Eukaryota, Metazoa, Chordata, Mammalia, Primates, Cercopithecidae. Gene Ontology annotation, biological process: phospholipid homeostasis; membrane assembly; regulation of membrane lipid distribution. The coding region runs from base 1 to 621 and encodes 206 amino acids.